Messenger RNA from Racocetra persica, 326 nucleotides. NCBI's taxonomy places the organism in Eukaryota, Fungi, Glomeromycota, Glomeromycetes, Diversisporales, Gigasporaceae. The record is from the annotation of a GenBank genome assembly.
AUGAGCGAAAGAUGGGUAUAUUUGUAUACAGCUUGUCCAGGGAAGGGCUGCAGUAACGAAACACCCUCUUACUGGGUUCAUUCUACGGAUGAUUAUCGCACAAAAAUAUCCAACCAUGGCCGUAUUAAAUGUAGUGUUUGUCCAACAGUUGACUAUAUAAAAAAUUGGGGUUUUGCUUGCUCUAAUCAUCGUGGAGAAUACCGAUCAACCAGUUGCAUAUCAUUCGGAAAAGCCUUAUUUGUUGUCACCAAUAAUACAGAAAUGGAUGACGAUUUCAUCGAUGAUUUAACUCGAUAUUUAAGAAGAAAUAAGUGGGAUUAUGGGUG